UUUUCCUAUUAAAUCAAUCUUGAAUAAUGUAAAAGUUAUAUCAAUGUGUCAUUUCGUUUCUUCCAAAUUGAACUUGUCACAUCGUUAAGCUCUACCUUUGAAUUCUCUAUUAGUAUUAAAUUAUCCAUUGUCCAUGUGCUAAUAAAAAUGAUUUUUCAUUAUUUGCGUUGAAGAAAAUAAAAUAUGAGAAAAAGAUGCUCUAAAAUGUCUAGCUAGGAACUGAUUUAGGCAAAUGUAUAUAUUGAUGGGUUUAUCCAAGAUAAGGCAUAGCUGGAGAUCUGUCAACUAGAGAUCCAUUUUGAACGAGAGAUUGUCUAAGAAGGAGAAACUUAGGUGGUCGAGAGCCAUAUACGCCACCAAAUUAUGACAUGCGACUAAAAUAUUUGAAAUUAUAUAUAACUUGUCUCCUACAACAACAACAUAUACAACAGCAACAGAUUCAUCAAAAGCCUGAAAUUUCCUGAUUAUUUUUGCAAUCCUAAAGAAAACUAAUUAAACAUGGAUAAAUCUCAGAAAGCAGAGUACAAUGCUGGCCAAAUUGCAGGCCAGACACAGGAGAAGGCUAGCAAUUUGGUCGAAAAGGCUCAAGAUAAAGCCCAAUCUGCAAAGGACAGCAUGCAAGAGGGUGGUCAACAGAUGAAGGCCAAAGCACAAGGAGUCGCGGAGGGAGCCAAGGAUGCCGUUGGUGCUAACAAAUAAACAACAUCAUCGAUGGAUCUUCUAUUUCUAUUUCUCUUUUUUUUUUCAUCUAUCUAUCUAUGGGGCUAUGAUUUACAUACAUGUUUUUUACAUGAAGUUUGUAUAUUAAGAUUUGAUAAAUUCUAUGGUUACCUCACUUUUGAAAUUUAAAAAAGAAAAAAAAA
Messenger RNA from Lactuca sativa (garden lettuce), 863 nucleotides. RefSeq lists its product as uncharacterized. The record is from RefSeq and is a predicted model, not a curated record. NCBI's taxonomy places the organism in Eukaryota, Viridiplantae, Streptophyta, Magnoliopsida, Asterales, Asteraceae.